AUCACUGGGGCUUCACGUGGAAUAGGUCUCGAGUUCACCCGUCAAUUGAUUUCGGAUCCCAGUAAUCUCGUCAUAGCAUCAUGUCGGAAUCCUGAAACAGCAAGCAAUUUAUCUGCACUAAAGGAGACCAAUGCAAAGGGGCAGCUACACAUAGUUAAAUUAGACGUGUCGGUCGAAGAAGAGAUAUAAAAUGCAGCAGAAGAGACGAAAGCGAUCCUAGGAGCCAGAGGCCUGGAUUAUCUCCUCAAUAACGCGGGAGUCAAUCCCGGCGACGACGGAGCAUUUGAUUUUGAUGUGGCCGACUUUUCAUUUGCCAUGCAGAAUAAUGUGAUUGCGCCUGCUCUUGUGGCGAGGAGUUUUCUACCUCUCCUGAAAAGAGGGAGUAGAAGGGUCGUGAUGAACAUGACAAGCGGACUUGGGAGUAUUGGCCUAGAUUGCGGGAGAAAGUGCUGUGCGUAUUCAAUAUCGAAAGCGGGUCUGAACAUGCUCACGUACAAGCAAGCAAAAGAAGAUCCGGAAAUCAUUGCCAUUUGCGUGGACCCGGGCUGGGUAAAGACGAGUAAGUACUGCACUAGAUUUGAUUGAGCAAUAGCCGUCUCGUAACGCCUAACACUUUCCAUAGAGUUAGGAGGAGACGGAGCUGUUCUCGAACCCGCAGAAAGUGUGACGCCAUUCAUUCAAUUCUUGAAGGAGCUGACGAAGGGGCAUUCCGGGAAGUUUUUCAAUUACAAAGGCAGUCAGUUGCCUUGGUGAAUUCGCGAUUGGCAGUGAAUUGUAGUUAGAAGUAGCUACAAGUUGAUGAUGUGGCUGAUGACAGCGGGUUGGCUUCGGGGAAAAGCAGUUGAUUACAUAAUUAGAAUCUUAGUCAUCAGUCAACCAACGCGUAAACUCUGAUGACACGGUCACGUUCACUAGCGCCUCUCCGUACUCCUCCAUUCCGACUUUCAACCUUUGAAUUUCAUCCACCAGCAUCUUUAAUUAAUGGCAACAACCAGAACGAAAAGGGUCCUCUUGAGUCGAUCAAAUGAUGUGGACAGAUUAGCAUCAAAGCUCGGCUCGAGGCUGAAGAUCUCAGACGUUCCGAACAAGGGCUCGGGCACGCAAGCACGAAAAGGAACGAGUUCGAAAGCGAUUUCCACACCGGAGGAAAGUAAAGUGGCGGCGAUGAAGAGCGUCAACACCGUGCUGCAGAGCUUAGCAUCUUUGCCGGCUGGUAAAGGGAUUUCAUCACGCUCAACUGUUUCAUCUACCGUUGCCUCUGGACGGGCUGCCCUGAACAUAUUGAGGAAUCUCAAUCCAGGUCUUAUUGAUACCGAACGAGCAGCGCUUAGCAUGGUUGGCAAGCUUCUGGCGCACAACGCAUACGAAACCUCGGCCACUAUAUUGAGUGAGAUACAACGUCACCUUCCAACGUUUUAUGACCACGAGGUUACUCCAACAUCGCUCCAGGCGCCAAUAUCUCUUCUUCAUCUCCCACUUCCUAUCUCGUCUCUGGACCCACCAAUUCAGGCAUGUGUCCAGACAUACUUUUCCCAUGCCUUUUCCGUUUGUGCUCAGACAGUGUCGACACGAGCCGAUUGCUUUGAAGCGUACUGCGAUGCCCUAGAUGGACCAUCUUCGUUGCAUUCAUGGGUUAGAUUCCUUACGGCAGUACCUCCCAAAUCGCUUGAUGGUCUUUUCAGACGGGCGUAUAUUGCGCUCACAACUUCGUUUGCAUCUCCCCCCAACCCACAAUUAAAUGUUCUGAAAAUACGUUUCUAUGCGCUACGAAUUCUUCUGCUCUCAAACGAACUCGACUUGACGCCAUUCUGGGAACAGUGCAUCAAAUAUGCGACAUCGUACGCUCGUAAUAUGGAUGGAAAUGAGGAGGAAGACAAGAAAAUAAUGGCUCUGUUGACGUGUUUCGCAAACAUAGCGAAUGCAGCCGACGGUCGUCGAGAGGGUAAGGGGUGGCUCGCGUUCUGCGAAUAUUGGCUGGCACUUGCGAGACGAGUACGUCUAAUUGUGAAAAUUGACUUCCUAAAUUGUGCUAAUAGUCCAGUUAAGGCCAAGGACAUGCGUUCACUCAAUCUCAUCACAGAAUACAUAAGCAGCGCUGCCUCCUCAUCAAGUGAUACGUCUCACUCGAUCACUCGGGCUUGCGCAACUCUGACGAAGGUGGCGGCACUUCUGGAUCAAAAUGGAGACAUCGAUGAACAGCGGCUUUCUACUAUGACCGACGGAGCAAUUUCCGACCUCCGUACUGUCCAAUCGCAACCAACCGAUGCAAUACGAGAUGGCAAAUUGCUGCGAGUAGUCGAGAGAUGCCGUAGAGCUUGCCUGAAAACGUUGUCUCGACCCGAAUCCGGCGCGUCUGAGAGAGGCUGUAUCAUUCGAUUAAUCGACGCUUUCGUCACCUUUCUAGAACACAUGUCAGUUGUCUUGACGACAGGAGCCGAACGUACAGACGCGGUUGUCUCCUCGCUCGAUACUCUUUUUCAGCUUGCGACUUCUGUUUUCGAUUGUAGGCGAGCGGAGACAUGCGACACGGCAUACGACUACCUGAUUCGCGGCUUACAACUAACUGAGCGAACUCUACCACACGCUUCCAAAGAUAAACGACCGGCUGCAAAUUACUUGCGGUGCCUUUCAGGUGCAUUCGCAAACCUUGCUGGUUCAUUGUACAAGGAAGAGCGUCAUGGCAUUGCGAUUCGUUUCCUCACACAAGCGUGUCCACUCUCAUCGCGUGCAACCGAGUAUUUCUCCGAGAGCAGUCCGGUGGAUACUACAGCUGGAUCAGAAAAAGAUCAAGGUGCAUGGUCAACCCAUAGGACUCAAGUAUAUAGGCGCUGGGAGUUGCUCGGUGUAUGCUACGCAAAGACUGGUGACCGCAGACUUGCAUUUGACGCAUUUGUGCAGGGUGUUGUUACCUAUCCCUUCGAGAACGAAGACCCAUCAUGGGAUUUCGAACUACCUCCUUCACUUGCAAACGCAGUAGACCGUCUCACACAUCUUGCAGUCGUCGAUUUGCGACUUGCUCCUGCCGAGGCGUCCCUUCUGGUACCACUGCGUGCUAGUGGUGUACUGCCUUCUAUCCUUGGAUCUAUACUGCUUCGCCAAGCAUGCUCACUCCCAGAGCGUUCAAAACCCCUCGUUCGUGCAGCUGUCACCCACUUUCUCGCCGAAGCCUUGGAUGUUUAUGACACAGUGCGAUUUCCCUUGCGUCGCACACAGACCCUUGCACUUGUACUAGAGCAUUCUUACUAUGGUUCGGAGAAAGAUUCGGACAUGGAUGGGCUUCGCAUUCAGGACAUGAUCCGGGGAACAGAAAAGUUGCUCUCAGAAAAGGCGAAAGUGGGCGAAGACGGCGCGUUCGUCCAUCUUCGACGGUAUUACCGAGUCAAAAUAUCGUUGUGGGCUGUUCUGCAUGCACACCGAAUAGGAGAAUCCGCGGAAGCUGUUACUCGGCAUGCGCAGAACGCAUUGGAUGCUAUGAAGACACUCACUGUUGAGCCUGUUGGAACAACUAGCACGAAGGAGAGAGCUGCGGAUCGGAGUCGAAAGACAACAGCUACGCGUGUGCGAGCUAGAUCAAAGUCGAGUACUGCGCAGCGUAAUGCUGGAGCCGCCGCAAAUCAAAGCACGAGAUCGAACACUGCGCGUCGAUCUCCAAAAACACCAUAUGACGCCAAUGACACAGCUAUAAGAACAUCACCCAGUCCUCAUAAUGCCAAGCAUGAACUGACUGCUUCAGAACGGACCUCUCUCGCUGAACUAAUAAUAAUGGUCGCAGAAUUGUCACACAUCACUGGAUUCACUCUUGAGAGGUUGCAAUUAUUAGGCUAUUUGCGUCUUCUUUUUGAAAAAGCUGGAGAGACUACUAGCGAAAGCUUCCUUUUUAUCUCAUCACUGAUAGCAUACGAUUUAUUGAGGCUCGGCAAGCUAACUCUUGCAUCAAAAAUCCUCGCGCCCAUCGCUGAGGAGUUGUGCGAAGCAAAACCGAUUCCAUCUGCUGUCCUCAUACUUCUCCGAUACGCAGAGGUAUUGGCCAUCAGCGGAGAAAUUCCUGAAAGCAUAACUAUGUAUGAGAAAGCACAUCAGUUAUGUAUGGACCUGCCAGCAGAGGACGAUGGAAGAGGUGUUUCAACCCUUUCUCGCAUACGUGCACGAGCUGUUUUGUUAGAACGAGUUGCUGCGGCGUCAAGUGUAUUUGCGGUCAUCUUGGAAGCUAAGAAUGAACCUGAAAAUUCUCUCAAGUCUCUUUUGCAAUCACUUCGACUGCUCAAUAGAGCUACGGAGACACUGGCGAGGCUACAUCCGUCACAAAAGCCCGAUAACUUAUCGGACCCUUUCGCAAUGUCGGAGGUUAAAACUGCAUUGCCUGACACCGUUAACAUAGAAGACAAGAAGCUAACUGCGGUCAGACUUCCACAGCCGCAGGUACAACUAGACGCUCUAGAGUGGCGCAUAGCAAAUGCACUGCUGCAAACUCAGCUUGCCUUGGUUCAUUCGUAUGCCUUACGAGGUUCAGUGCGCGAAUCUGAGUAUUUCGAGCAACAGGCCGAAGAGUUUGCGCGGACUUUGGGCGGCUCUGCUAUGACGGCACGAGCCCUUAUCCAGAAAGCGGAACUACAAUUAACCAUGGGAAGCUUAGAUGAUGUUCAAAAGUCGUUUGAAGAAGCAAAACACUUACUUGAAGACCGGACGGACCUGGAGAAGGUCGAUUUGCACCGUGCUGUCGGCGAUCAUCUGAUUCUGCACGCCAAGGAGUCAGACGCAGACAGUGAAUUCACUCAAGCAGUAAAUUUACUGGCAGAAACAAAACAAACAUUUGAAGCCGUCGACGAGAUCGCUCUGAGAACCGCAAAAUCAGAUGCUGAGAAGAUCUUUGCUCCGGUUUUACAAGCAAAAAUCCUCAGACAGCAAGUUUGGUUGCUGCGCGAUACCAUUGGAGAGACAUAUGAACAGCUUCUUGAAGAGUUGUAUGCACUUCCGCAACUGGCCCACGUGGAAGUCCAUGUCAAUCCCUUCCUUGGUCGUUUAGCGCUGUAUGAUAUCCACGAACGAUUCCGUGCCGAGAUGUCUCUAGGCUCGCUGGCAGAAUCAACCAUCGCGUUACCGAUGGGUAUGACUUGCGAGAAAUCGUUGCUUCAAGCACCACCUCAAGAUAUCGUAGAUGCCCUUCAACAGGCAGACGAACAUUAUAUCUCAGAUCUUUCACGGUUCUCAGGACGAGGCUUCGUAUACGACGUGCGCGCAACAGCGAUCGCGGCAGCUCGGAUUAGUAUCUACGAAGCAUCGUUGGGCAUCGCUUUUGAAGACAGUCCUGCCUUCGCUUCUCGUCUUCUAGGCAAGUUUCUUUCAGAGCUGAUUGACGCGAUCCCCUACAAGUUUCCCGAUCCUAUGAAUCAGGACGAUAUGCGUUGGCCUUCUGAAUCACCGACAACAUCUCGACGUCGCUGCGCAAACCCCAAGGGCAGGGGAAUAUUCGAUGAUUUGUCGGACGAAGACGAUGAAGAAUCAGUUGACGAUAACAGAUUACGGCAGUAUUGGGAUUAUGUUCUGAAAAGGCACAAGUCUGCGGAAUUCAUACAAUCUGGAUGCUCCACCUCCGACAUCGAUGCGUUACCAAGCAACUGGAUGGUUAUCACAAUCUCGCUUACAGAUGACAAAGGAGCUCUUCUGAUUUCUCGGCAGAGGCCCCAUUAUAAACCGAUGGUGUUCUGCGUACCGCUUAAAGGUCGACAUGAGGAUGAUGAGGAUGGGCAUUUCACAUUCGAAGAUGCUAUGACUGAGCUUAAAGACAUUAUCAGAUUGAAAGAUGAAGGGGUGAAAGGAGUGACGCAAAUUAAGUCGGAUGAUAAGGAGGCGAAAAUAGCUUGGUGGGAGUCGCGAAGAGAGCUGGAUCAGAGGAUGAAGGACUUUGUUGAGAAUAUUGAGUUUUGUUGGCUUGGUGCCUUCAAGACGAUCUUGAGCCAACCAACGCGUAUACCACCUGAUGCGAUCACUAGUUUCCGGACACGUCUAGAAAAGGUCUUCAAAGGCAUCCUAGGCUCGCACGAAAAGAAGAGUAAAAAAGCCAAAUUACGACUCGAGACGAGCCUACUCGAGCUCUUCGCAGCACUUCCACCGACGUGCAAGGACGAGGAACUUCAGGACUUGGUAUACUUCGUUCUUGAUCUCUAUCAUUUUCAUGGCUUGCCAGUGGCCCUCGCGGAGAUUGACAUGGAUGUCGUUGUUGUUGAUUUACGUUCCGCCCUCGAGGAGUUCCAUGCAAAAAAUGGGAAGUAUGUCAGCCCGGAAGAAGACGCGCACACGUUCCUUGUACUGGACAAGAACUUGCAAGCUAUUCCUUGGGAGUCAAUACCGGUCUUACGGGGGCGUAAUGUGAGCCGCGUGCCCAGCGUUGCAUUUAUAUUGGAUAGGCUGGCACUUGCUAGGAGCCAACGCGGACUGCCCUUGGACUCUUCGGAAAACUCUGACGAUGAAGAAGAUGAAAAGAUCGACCGGAUACAAGUCAACCCGUCGAAAGGCUACUAUGUGCUCAACCCUAGUGGUGAUCUCGCUGGGACUGAAGGGCGCUUUAGGUCGUGGGCGAAAGACCUUCGGAAAGUCGGCUGGGAUGGUAUCAUUGGACAGAUACCCAGUGAACAGCAAUUUCUUAAUGCACUGUCUCGGAAGGACUUAGUUGUAUAUUUCGGACACGGUGGUGCAGAACAAUACGCGCGUUCUCACAAAAUAAGACAUCUCCAGCGUUGUGCAGCUACGAUGCUUUGGGGUUGUUCGUCUGGUGCGUUGCACGACAUGGGUGAAUUCGAUCGUAUAGGGACGCCGAAUAACUAUAUGUUGGCUGGGUGUCCUUCGUUGGUUGCGAACCUGUGGGAUGUGACGGAUCGUGAUAUUGAUAAGUUUGCGCAGUCGGUGUUUAAUAAGCUAAGGCUGGAUCCUUCAGGAGUUAAAGCCUGGAAAGAGGGAGAGCGUGGAGGACAGAAUGGGAAGAUGAUGUCUGUUGUGGCUGCUGUUGCGCAGAGUAGGGAUAUGUGUAAGUUGAAAUAUUUGACUGGGGCGGCGGUCGUUGUCUAUGGUAUACCGUAUUAUCUUUAA
Fomitiporia mediterranea MF3/22 is the source of this 7083-nucleotide messenger RNA. RefSeq lists its product as uncharacterized. The coding region runs from base 982 to 7083 and encodes 2033 amino acids. The record is from RefSeq and is a predicted model, not a curated record. The transcript has 16 exons. Gene Ontology annotation, biological process: meiotic chromosome separation; proteolysis. Lineage: Eukaryota; Fungi; Basidiomycota; Agaricomycetes; Hymenochaetales; Hymenochaetaceae. Gene Ontology annotation, molecular function: cysteine-type endopeptidase activity; protein binding. Gene Ontology annotation, cellular component: cytoplasm; nucleus; mitotic spindle pole body.